Messenger RNA from Acanthosepion pharaonis, 750 nucleotides. The record is from the annotation of a GenBank genome assembly. Lineage: Eukaryota; Metazoa; Mollusca; Cephalopoda; Sepiida; Sepiidae.
AUGCUGAUGAAGUCACCAACGACGCCUCCUACGACAACCUCCAGGAUGUUAUGGGCGGCAUUUCUCAUAGAGACUUUGUGGUUAUUGCGGGCGAUUUCAAUUCGCGAACUGGUACCGGCGAUGCCAAUAAAAGACAUAUUGUCGGACCAUUCCCCAUCGGUGACCGCUGCUCGACGGAGAGCGGCUGAUCGACAUUGCUGCUGCAAACCAGGUUACUGUGUCAAGUACUCGAUUCCAGCACCAUCGGCGGCACCUGGUGACUUGGUCACGGUGGGCCUCGAGUGUCCUGGUCUCUCGCGCAUUCGGGGAACCAAAACAGGCAAUGAACAUGGCUCCGACCAUGUCUUAGUUCGUUCGAAGAUGCGCCUUCGCAUGAGAGCCAACAUAGCAUCUAACCGCCCUGUGAAAAACGAUAUUUCGCGACUCAGAUGCCAGCAAAACAGAGCAGUUUAUCAUUCUUUUUUCACAGACUUUCUUUUACAAUUCUUUUGUCAAUAUUUCUCUUUAAUUCUUUUUUUUUCUUUUUUCCCUUUCAUUUUACAAUAUCACAUUUUAAUUUCCUUUUUUUUCACCUUUAUCAUGUGGCUGAUAUUUUAUUUCUUUCUCUUUCACUCUAUUUUUAUUCUUCCAUUCCUUAAAAUGUCUCACAAUUUCCUUUGUCUUUCUCCUUCAUAUAUCUAUCUAUCUAUCUAUCUAUCUAUCUAUCUAUCUAUCUAUGUGUGUAUGUGGGGGAAUCAAUAUCCUGUAUAA